UUUAGCCGUCUGUGCUUGUGCUGGCUUGACUACCGUACUGUUGACAUCACCGCCUCGCCCGCGCCGCGAAGCACACCACCCACGGCCCCGCGCGCCAUGGAGCAGCCGGACGCCCACGCCCACGGCGAUAGCCACGGCGACAGCCACGGCGACGGCGACGCCCAUGCUUCCGCCCAGCUCACCCAUCCGCUCCAUGUCCUCAGGCAGGCUGCGGGCGUCGGUGCCCUGGCCGCUGUCCCCGGCACGGCCAUUGGCGCCUUGUCCGGGACCCUGCGCACGCAGACGCCCAUCCUGUUUGCAGUCGCCUCGGGCAUGCAGUGCUUCGCGCUCGGCAGCACUUUCUGGACUGCGCGCAGCGCCAUUCUCAGCCACGACGGCGUCCUGAACUGGUGGAGGUCGACCCGCGGACAGCCCCUGCACGCUCGCCAGGACCUGCACCCAACUCGCUCGCAGCGGGUGCGCGCAUCGACCAUGGCCGGCGCCUUCACGGGUCUCAGCCUUGGCCUGCUCUUUCGAGGGCCGCGCAAUGCCGUCCCGGGGACCUUCAUGUUCGGCCUCUUCGGCUAUGCUGGCCAGAAGGGCUACAACUUCCUCGACGAGAAGAACACCGAGGAGCUCCAGGAGGAAGCCCGGCUCGCGGCCCGCGGAGAGAAGAAGAAGAACUUCAUGGAGCGCAUCGCCGAGAUGAAGUGGAGUCCCAUGGAAGCCCUGACCGACGAGCGCUACGACGCCAUCCUGCAGGAGCAGCUGCUGAAGAUUGAGGUCGAGAUUGCCCUCAUUGACGACCGGAUCGAGGGGUUCCGGCGCCAGGCAAAGGAGGAGGCGCUGAAAGCACACGAGGCAGCGAAGAAAACACAGGAGGCAGCGAAGAAGGCACAGUAGGCAGCGAAGAAGGCAUACGAGGCAGCGAAGAAAACACACGAGGCAGCGAAGAAAACACACAAAGCAGCGAAGAAAACACACGAAGCAGCGAAGAAAACACACGAGGCACAGCUGCAGGUCUAGCCACAGCAGCCACCAAAGCCUUGAGCAGCGUAAGCUACUUCCUCGUCGACUCUGUCAAACCAUCACUUCUUUCUGCACCCUGCAUCAUACUUGUACAAAGGCCGCUAUAUACCCAAUUCAUAACCCCAUUUAAGAGCCGAAUUCAUACCCCCAUCUAAGAGCCGAAUUCAUAACCCCAUUUAAGAGCCGAAUUCAUGCAAUGUCCAUCUCUUCCCUUGAC
This is a messenger RNA of Didymella exigua CBS 183.55, 1225 nucleotides long. RefSeq lists its product as uncharacterized. The transcript has a single exon. The record is from RefSeq and is a predicted model, not a curated record. The coding region runs from base 97 to 882 and encodes 261 amino acids. Lineage: Eukaryota; Fungi; Ascomycota; Dothideomycetes; Pleosporales; Didymellaceae.